Messenger RNA from Paramecium sonneborni, 2197 nucleotides. NCBI's taxonomy places the organism in Eukaryota, Ciliophora, Oligohymenophorea, Peniculida, Parameciidae. The record is from the annotation of a GenBank genome assembly.
AUGAAGAGUUAAAGUAUAUACAAAAAAUCAAAUCCAAUCAGAUCCACCUGUAUCAAAUCUAUUGAGGCUAAUCAAGAGUUCUAUUUAGCUGUUAUUGAAUAAUAAAUGUGUGUAAGUAUUUGUGCAUAUAAUGAAUAAACUGGAGAAGUUUUUGUCACUUAAUUUUUAGAUUGUACUUCUUUUAAUAUUACUUCAUCAACAAUACUUAGAUUUGCUCCUAAAAUCUUAAUUUCUAUAGAAAACAAUGAAAAAAGCAUGUUUUUUAAAUAAUUAGAAGAUGAAUUGAAUGAUACCUUAAUUUAUUUUCUACCUUUAAAUGUUUUGUAAAUUAAAUUCGAACUCAAUCAGUUUAGUAAAUUUGUUAAAUAAUUAAAUUAACUAUAAUUAUGCUAUACAGCAUUGUCCUAUACUGUAAAUUAACACUUGAACAUUAUGAUUAACAAUUUACCUGUUCAAUUUUAUAAUAUAAAGGAAGUCUUGGUGUUUAAUAUUUAAACUACAUUAAGUUUGGAUAUAUUAAAUCAAUUAUAUAAACUUUUUAAGCCAAUUACAAAUGGAGGUAAAAGAUUGCUUAAAGCAAAUCUACUUUAACCAUUUAGCACAUUAUAAAUGAUACUUGUUAGAUAAUAAAAUGUUAAAGAAAUCUUAAGUAAAGAUGAUUCCAUCAUUCAAACCUUAAAAUCACAUUUGAUUAAAUUUAAAUAAGUUGAUACCUUAGCUUGUUAAUUGUAAAGCAAAAGCAUAAAAUUAUCAGAUUAGUUAUAAUAGAUAUUUAAAAUCUACAACUUUUAAAAGGAUAUCAUUAAUUUUACACAUUACUUAAAUGAUUAAAAAUUGAAUACUAUAAUGGAUAUAGAUAUCAAUGGUAUAUUGAUGAGUGAUGAAUUUCAAACUAUUAAAUAAUAGAUAGAAUAAUAUAUUGAUGUAACAUUAUAAUUGAGUAAUAUUGAAGAAGAUACUCUCUAUUUUAUUAUGUUAAAUGAGAAAUCUAACAAUUUAAAAUAAAAUCGAUUAUAAUUUAUUCAACUAAGAUAGGAAAUUAAUAAUAUGUAUUAAAAAUUAUUGUCUUGUUUUUGUCUAAAUUUAAAAUGCAAAAAAUUAAAAACCAAUGAAAAUUCAAUAAAAUGUCUUAAAAGUGGAUAUAUAUUCGAAUUAUCUGUGAAUGAAGCAAACAGGAACAAUAUCAAUGAAUUAGAUAUUAAAAGAAUAAUUGAAAAAGAGAAUGAUUAAAUUUCUUUCAUUGAUAAAAACAAUAAAAAAUACAGUAUUCUAACUGAAAAGCUUAAAGAUUUGAACAUAAAGUUAAAUGACUGUACUAUGAAUAUACUAUCUGAAACAUAACUUUAAGUUAACAAUCUUUAUGAAUAGAUGUAGAAACUUUGUUCUUGGAUAUUUUCACUCAAUUGUUUAAUCAGUCAAUUUGAUAUUGCACUUUCUAUAAGAGAUUACACCAUAUAAAAUGUAUCUAGUAAAUAAUAAAUGAUCUUCCCUUAAUUUGAUUUCAACUAAUUUAUAAUCAAAGAUGCCUCUUAUUUAUAUACUAUCAACAAUCAUGAUGCAUUUAAUAAAUUAACUAUUUCUUUUAAUUAAUUCAAUAUCAUUUAUGAUUAUAAGGAAUGUUUAUCAGAAUAAUUGAAAUUAAUUGGAUAAUUUGUUAUCCUAUCUCAAAUUGGAUGCACACUUCCUUGCUCAUAAUUCAAACUACAAUUAUUAAGUAGUUUAUACACUCAUUUUCAAAAAUAUACUAUUUAGAAUUUAGCAGAGAGAUAAUCUUCAUUUACUGCUGAAAUUCAAUCAUUAAACAAUCUUCUAGUAUCUGAAUUAAAAGAUUCAUUAAUUUUAUGUGAUUCUUUAGCUAUUUCAUCUUCACAUGAAUCCAAUGUGUCUUUUAGUAUCUCAUUUUUAGAGGCUAUAUUCAAAAAAACUCAUUUUGGACUUUUUGGAACAUAGAAUUCUGAUAUUAUGCAAAUUAAUGAUCUAAUAUAAUGUAGAUGCAUGAUUUCAAAAAACAAUCAAAUUGAUUAUAUAUAAUAAAAUGAAUUAGAAGUAAAUUAUUUAAAUGAUUUAGCAAAUCCUUGAUGAAGAAUUCAAUUUAGAUUAUAAGUUAAAAUUACUCAAUAAAUUAUCAUAGACCUUUGAUUUUCCUUCCACUUUUUGUUUGAUUUUUGAACGCAAUUUUAAUAAACAAUAUGUUUGA